AUGGCUACUAGCGGCCCCGUAAGCUUCCUCUAUCUCUCUGGCGAACUUCGUAACGCUAUAUACGAAAUCAUAUUAGUGCAAUCCAAGCCUAUCGAUCCUUGGCUUAGACGUGGCUUACAGGUCCUAACAAGACUUUUUUACGUUAGCAAGACAGUCCACCGUAAAGCCAGCCUACUAUUCUAUAGCCAGAAUUGCUUCAAUUUUGCUAAGCGCGAUCCUAAGAAAAUAACUUCCUUCCUCGAGCAAAUCGAUGCGCGUAACGCAAGCUCUAUUCAACAUAUCAUCAUCGACUUCCCAGAAUCCCUCCAUGACCCUAGCGAUGUCCUGACUGAUGAGGACACUGCUAGUAUACUCGGAGAUAUUAAGAGCAGGCUCGACAAUCUAGACUACUACAGCAUUGCUACUAAGAUGCUGCAUCUUGUUAAUACUCACUUUAAAGCUAUUCCUUCUUUGCCAGAAAUCAUUCUUGAGGUAUAUGAGGACGGGCCGAGUGAUAGUCUUAGAAGGAAGAUGAAGAGUUAUGGAUGGGUACUAAGCGAAAAUGCCUUUGAGGAAGAGAAGUACUGGGACGGAAGGCUCAGUCAUAUUGACUCCGACGACUAUGGCUAUGACGACGACAACAACAGCUAUGAUGGCGACGAUUACGAUACUGAUAACGAUAGGGACUUUUGGAGAAGAGUGGCAGACUAA
Fusarium subglutinans is the source of this 690-nucleotide messenger RNA. RefSeq lists its product as uncharacterized. Lineage: Eukaryota; Fungi; Ascomycota; Sordariomycetes; Hypocreales; Nectriaceae. The coding region runs from base 1 to 690 and encodes 229 amino acids. The record is from RefSeq and is a predicted model, not a curated record. The transcript has 2 exons.